Molecule: messenger RNA, 534 nt
Organism: Jatropha curcas
Lineage: Eukaryota; Viridiplantae; Streptophyta; Magnoliopsida; Malpighiales; Euphorbiaceae
Product: secreted RxLR effector protein 161-like
Source: RefSeq, a predicted model, not a curated record
AUGAAAAGUGAGAAUGAGCCCACUUUGUAUGUGAAGAAGGAAGGUAAAAGUGAUUUCAUCAUUAUCUGCCUUUAUGUUGAUGAUAUCAUUUAUACUGUCUCUUCUAAUUCUCUUGUGGAUAAAUUUAAGUCUCAAAUGCUGAGUGAAUUUGAGAUUUGUAAGCCUGCAGCCACACCCAUGAAUAUUAAUGAGAAAUUGCAGCAUGAAGAUGAAGCAGAAAUGGUAGAUGCUAGAAGGUUUAGAAGCUUGCCUUCAAAGGUUCAUUAUAGAGCAGCAAAACGGGUCUUGUGUUAUGUUGCUAGAACCAUAGAAUAUGGAAUUUGGUAUUUUAAAUCUUCUAAUUUCAAAUUAUAUGGGUUCACAGAUGGCGAUUGGGCAGGAUUGUUAGAUGAUAGACGGAGCAUUUCAGCAAAUGUUUUCACUCUAGGAUCAGGAGUGAUCACUUGGAGCUCAAAAAAGCAAGCAACAGUGGCGCUAUCAACCUCAGAAGCAGAAUAUGUUGCAGCAGCUUUAGCAGCAUGUCAAGCCAUUUAG